AUAAAAGGGAUUUAAUCGAAAAGUUGACUAGUUACGAUCCUGAUUAUGUGAUAACAAAUCUGACAAACAUCGAACGAUUAGCGGAUAUCCACUUUGACAAGAAAAAAUCUAAAAAAGAAUUGACAGAAAAAAAAGAAAAAAAAACAACUAAAUAUCAAAAAUUUGUUCAAAAUAAUUUUAAAGAUAUGAAAGAAAAACACGAAACCAAUGGUGAAACUUUGAAGGCUAUUGCUGAAAUGUGGAAAACCAGUCUCGAAAAUCCAAAAAAUGGAUCAG
Messenger RNA from Racocetra persica, 276 nucleotides. The record is from the annotation of a GenBank genome assembly. Lineage: Eukaryota; Fungi; Glomeromycota; Glomeromycetes; Diversisporales; Gigasporaceae.